Messenger RNA from Nipponia nippon (crested ibis), 2016 nucleotides. The record is from RefSeq and is a predicted model, not a curated record. NCBI's taxonomy places the organism in Eukaryota, Metazoa, Chordata, Aves, Pelecaniformes, Threskiornithidae.
GAAAAAUGGCAAAGAGAAUUGCAGAGAAGGAACUGACUGACAGAAACUGGGAUCAGGAGGAUGAAGCUGAGGAGGUGGGAACAUUCUCUGUAGCUAGCGAAGAAGUCUUGAGGAACAGAGCUAUUAAAAAAGCAAAGCGCCGAAAUGUUGGAUCAGAGUCUGAAAGCGGAGGAGCUUUUAAAGGGUUUAAAGGCUUCAUACUGCCUUCUGGAAAAGGAGGAGGUGCCUUCAGCGGAUUUGGUAAUGGUGCAGGAAUAAAGCCUUUAGAAGGGCUGUCUAAUGGAAGCAGUAGUGUCUCUAGCACUCCUUCUUUCAGCAGUUUAAAGACCACCCCUGAAACACAGUCACCAUUUGGAUCCACAGUGUCAAAUGGUCCUACUACUACUGCAUUUACCGAGAAGAAGGCUGCAAGCCCAAAAGCUAACGGUGGCAGUCAACCGUCCUCAUCUGGCUAUGCUCAGAGUAAAGUUUGUAGCUCUAGUGUUUACCACAAACAGUUAGCAGCUUUAAACUGUUCUGUGCGUGACUGGAUAGUUAAGCAUGUAAACACAAACCCACUGUGUGACCUGACGCCCAUCUUUAGAGACUAUGAGAAGUAUUUAGCAAAUAUUGAACAGCAACACGGAAGCAGUAGCGAUAGUGGCUCUGAAAACGAAAGCAACAAGACACCUGGCGCUCAGUCUGUUUCUGCAUUUGGGAAUUCAAAGCUACAGCAAGGAGCCACUUUUUUGUUUAACAACAACAAAACUGAGGAUACCUCGGACAAAAAACCUGAAGCUGCAUCUGAAAAAAAAGACCCAUCAUUAGGAGCUACAUCAACCGUCUCAUUUAAUUUUGGCAAGAGUGUCGACAGUUCUGUUUUGGGUUCCCUUGGUUCAGGAACGCUUAGUAGUUUCUCAUUUUCUCCUGGGAAUUCAGGUUUGUUUGGAAAAGACGCAAACCAGGCUAAGGCUGUCACUGCAGUAUCCACCAAUGUAUUGGAAGCUCAGACAGAAAGCGGCAGUAGCGAUGAUAAAGGAGGAGAAGAGGAGGAAGAGGAGCCACCAAAAGUCAUUGUUAACGAAAUAAAAGAGGAUGAUGCUUUCUACUCGAAGAAGUGCAAACUGUUCUACAAAAAGGACAAUGAAUUUAAAGAAAAAGGUGUAGGAACAUUACACUUAAAACCAGCAGGAAAUGAAAAAACUCAACUCCUAGUCCGAGCAGAUACCAAUUUAGGAAACAUACUGUUGAAUGUUCUAAUUCCACCCAAGAUGCCAUGUACAAGAACCGGAAAAAACAAUGUUCUUAUAGUUUGUGUUCCUAAUCCACCGAUUGAUGAGAAGAAUCCAGCUGUUCCUGUCACCAUGUUAAUAAGGGUGAAAACAAGUGAGGAUGCAGAUGAGUUGCACAAAAUCUUACUGGAGAAAAAGGAGGCUUAAAUAAGUUGCAGUGAGUGAUUUGAGGAAUUAUUGCCAAACUGCUGCUGCUCUUUUUUUUUUCUUCCAUAACUUCACUUGAACACUUAACUCUUUACUCUGAUAUUAAGAACUGUUAUAGGAAUUACGGAAAAAUUCUGUGAGGAAAAGCUAAACUAGCUAAUAAAAGCUUUAAUAGAACACAAGUGUUGGACUGUGCUCCCUCAUUUUUCAAUAUCUAAAUGCAGGACCUCUUCUGGAUAAAGCACAUUGAUUUAGAUUAAAGCAUAUGUUUUUAACACAGGUCGAUUUGACCGAAUGGACUGAAAGCAAGAGUACAAAAAUAUGGUACCAGAGCUUCCUCACAGACUGCGGUGCAAUGCAACAGCCUCCUGUUUUGAGAAGGGAGGAUGUUUAACUGUUGAAACUGUUUCUAGGCUCCAGAUUUUUAAUUUUAAUUGGUCUGUCAUAUUCUGGUGAGACUAACUUUUCAAACUGUCCGUGACAACAAUGUACCCCAACGACAACAACGAUACUAUAUAUUGUACUGUGUUUUAACUCUUACAGACUCGUGUGCUUUUGGGACUCGGAGACUGCAUCUCCAGCUACUUAAAAGAAAAAU